UUUACUAUCCAAGUGGUCGCAAAAGUAGGUUCAUCACCGAUGAAAAGGAGAAGAAGGUCUGCAAAAUUGUUUUUAGGGGAAAAGACAUAGGCAGUGGAUUGAGGGACUUUUUAAAGACAAGUCAUCCAGAAGAACUAAUUGAGGGUUCUGUAGCAAUUUUAGGUGAUGAAUGCAAAACCUUGUGCAAGAGAAAUUCUGGAAGUGUGCUUCAAGACAAAUCAAUUCAAAAUGUUAUGGAAUUCACUUGGGACAAACUGUACACAGAACUACAAAUACGUGCCCCUAAUAUCCUGAAGAUAGUAUCAGCAAUGGUCAAUGACAUUCCAAUCCAAGUGAAUAACAAACCAUUUCAACUUGUAAUGUACACUUUGUCCCAGAUUCUGCAUGCCAGAUCUCAAGAAAUGUCUUUAGUACAGUACUUGUCAGGACUAGUGUUAAUGCAUGGAGGAUGCACCCUUAAGGAUAUCGAGAGGAUUGCCAAAUUUGGUGCUUCAGUUCACCCAGAAACAUUGCGAAGAAAGCUGAAUUCAUGGGACGAAUACUUGGACGAAGAACUACUUAAGUACAAAACAGAAUGGAGUCGAGGAGGAAACAAGAAAUAUCAGCUAAUUGGAGACAAUUGGGAUAGAAAUAUUAUUCCAUCUUAUCGUACCUCUCAAGACAAGACAUUGUCUUUGCACCUGUUUCAGGUUAUUGGAGUCGUUGAUAGGGUGGAUUCUCUGAAUUGUGCUUUUGAUCCACAACUCCUAGAUAUUUUAGAAUUAACUCCUGUGGAUUUUAUUCCCUCAGUAGCUGAUCAGGACAUUCUUCUGCAUGAGUUGACCUUUUUAGUGGCCAAUGCAGUGAUUGCAAAUAUUGAGCAGCUGAAUGGAGCAUUUGGAUAUAUAUAUCCAAAACACUUGAAACACAAGUAUAGUGAAUUCUCAGGAAUGAAAACGGAACAAUAUUCUUUGGGACUUUUUGAUUGUAAUGAAAUGGUUACCCAAGAUGUGAUCAGGCUACUAAAGGACCUAUCAAAGAAGUAUGUGCCCAUUGAUGAUGCUGGGGAAAUAGUUGAGGAAGUGUUUUUUGGAGGAGACAGAUUGACUGAUGAGAGAAUACAGAGUGCCCAAGAAGCUAUGACCAAUAAUGAAAAUCCAUUGGAUAAGUUUGAAGGAUUCAUUUCCAAAAUUGAAGAUUUUCAUCGGCUCAUGAACUUCCUCGAGGCAAUUGUGUUGCAAACAUUCAGCACCCAGUCAGCAAAUGACAGAGGAACAGUGUAUUAUUAUAAGAACAUAUUAAAUGCACGCAAUGUGAAGGGGAAAGUAAAGAACUCUUACAGAGGAUAUAAAAUGCUAUACCGUACUAUAUUUGAUGCUAUGUGUUGUGCAUUUUUCUUGAAAGAGUUUGGACUUUUUAACUUAACAGAGAGCAUACCACUGCCUGAUGAAUUCUCCAAAUGGACAGGAGAGGAAAAAAUACAGUGGAUGAAUAACAUAUGUGAACGAAUUGUGAACAAGUGGUUUUUUGGAGACAGUGACUUGUUUGAAGAGUUGCGACAAGUAUUGUCUGAUCCAGAUCAUGAAGAAAAUUAUUGGUUCGGGAACUUUAAAGAUGGUCGCUUUUCCUGCCACUACUGUGAAAAAACUUACUGUCAUAUCAAAAGUGCAGAAUUUCAUGAAAAAGAAGUCCAUGGCCAUUCCAAACCAGCAUUACGAAAAAGUAAACAAGCAAACCUAUUGCAAGAUGAACUUUUUGAUUAUUUGAUAGCCCUUUUCCGUCUGUCAGCAUUACAUCGAAAUCUUGAUACGGCAGUGGAUAUGGCUGAUGGCUAUAGAUCUAUUCGCUCAGCUAAGUACGAGACCCCGCUGUACAACAAGACCCACAAAACAAAAUAUCUUAUCGGCAGCAUCCAUUUAACAGGCCUCGUAUCAGGAACCUUGCCGCCUCCUCAAACAGAGAGACUUAUUGCAAAUCGCUGUAUAAAUUUGUCAGGUGGGAAGAACUCGAACAUGGCACUAGAUGAGUAUGUAGAACUAGUCAACAGAGAUACAAAAAACACUUGUUCUGGAUUCCAAACAAAGGAGAGUAUAAUUGCGCACUCGAAACAAUUUCCUCUUUUAAUCAAAGCUGUGAAAAAUUUGGACAUGAUUAAUGAUGUAUAUAGAAGAAAAGGAUUCCACAACAUACCUUCAUAUAAAUCUGAUGUUCGGAAGAUUGUACAAGACCUUUUUGACAUCGAUGGUUUUUCCCAACAUAAAGGACGCAAGCUCAAGUGCAGAGAACUAGUCCAGAAAAGCAAUCCAUUUGCAGACAGUUAUAAACAGUUGGUGAACAUGAUAUACAGACAUAAACCUUUACUUCCAUUCCGUCGAUUAAGGAAUAAACAACUAUAAUGAUGUGAUUGUUUAUCUACCUGGUACAUGAGACAUAAAAUCAAAUUAAAUAUUAUGGAGGAUUAUC
Ostrea edulis (European flat oyster) is the source of this 2442-nucleotide messenger RNA. RefSeq lists its product as uncharacterized. NCBI's taxonomy places the organism in Eukaryota, Metazoa, Mollusca, Bivalvia, Ostreida, Ostreidae. The transcript has 6 exons. Bases 234 to 2375 code for a protein of 713 amino acids. The record is from RefSeq and is a predicted model, not a curated record.